GAAGGCCGUUGGGAGGGAGGGGGAGUUCCUCUCGAGAUCCCGGAUCGGGCACAAUAGUCGGCGCGCGCUCGCGGCGCGGGUCAGUGUUGAAGCUCCGGUCAUCUGGUUCGGUGGGAACCCCUCCGUCUCGUCCGCGCUCUUCCGAUUGACGCCAAUAGGAGGACGGCGUGAGCUUCUCCAUCUGCGCGCUUUCAAAAACGCUCGCGCGUCUUCGAGACUGUGAAGUCUAAGUGUCGACUCUGGGUAUAUGUGCUUGUGAACUUUCGUCUUUUUUCGAAUUCUCCAGGCAGAACAAGAGUGUCUGCAACUCCGAGACUGUGGUGUGCUGAUGCGUCUACUUCUACUCCAUGCUUGGACGAAAGAACGCUCUCGAUCGUUUUAAACCUUUCACUCCUCAUGUUCGCUUCGCGUGAACACGGCUGUGAUGAUUAUCGUGGCGGUGGUCCUCCGUAAUCAUGCAGCGCCGGAAGUGCCGUUUAUCAAGUGAGAUAUAUAUUUAAGCCUGACGAAAAAUAUAACGCUGAAGUGUCUAACAUCCCUCGGAAGAGUUAUUCGUGUUUGGACGACAUUAGAUCAGGUAUACUUUCGCCGAGGCUCUAUUGAGUGAAUCGAAAUACUUUCACCUGGUCAUGUGCUCAGGUAGCGCCAUUUCGAAAAGCAAAGUAUUGUCGGAAGCAGGACGCUACUGAAAGCUGAGCGCAAAUUAUGAAAAGAAAGUUGAUUUGCAAGUGACAUAUCACUUUCCAUAUGUACGUGAAUAUCGUACCGAAUGUGCGAAAUUGCGAGUCUGGUCACCGAUCGUUGGCGAAACACGUUAUGUUGUCGUUCACUGUUGGAAACGAGAGUGUCAUAACCAGAUCCACGCCACAUACCUAAUUGAAUGAGACUUACUACCAGCUUGGACGUGCUGUCUGUCUGCGGCAUAAGUGUUUUUCUUUUUUAUUGAGUGAUAUGUUUCAGCUCGCUACGAUGUUGCAUUAGUCACGGCGUGCGGACCCUGCUGCCAGACCUGACUUUGUUGGAUCAAGAGGCGCGUUGUUUGCAGGAGGUUUUAGUUUGCGAUCACAUGCUUUCUGACUCUGCCUCGUACAUUCCGCUGUAUUUUUGCUCAUAUUAAUGAAAACGUCACACUCGCUGAUCCUUUCUGAAUUUGUGUGGAACCAACUCUGGCAACAAGGACUACAGCUGAAAACUGCGCCUGUGUUUGCGGCACAUGUGCGAUACGGUGUCACCCGGCCAAGGCCUCGGAACAAGUCCCCGUUUUCUGCUACAAAGUUUCCACCUGCUGCUCCUGUUGUGCGCGUCCCGUCCUGUGACGUCAUCGCAGAAAAUGGCUGAAGAAGUAAGAAUGGCCGGUUAUGAUCAGCAGCCGGUCGGAAAUGUCUCUGCUCCUUCGGUGGUCAACGGGAGCGCCAGCUCCGAGCCCAUGGCGCCUCCACAACCAGAACUUGCUGGGCUCUCACCAGCUUCCGGGGAGGAUUCGUACAGCGUGAACACAUCUUCUUUACCGUGGCAUCUCCUACCGGCGUCCAAUGACACUACCAUUUCCGUUCCGACGGCUUCGGCGGCGGAGAUUCAGUGCUACCUGUCCGACGCCAAUCGAAGUGCAGAUACGAGACUGGAUACUGUGCUGAGCUGCCUGCCGACCUGGGACGGCCUGUCGUGCUGGCCUCGCACACCAGCGGCGCUCACUUCUUCGAUUCCGUGCUUUGCCAACCUCAACGGCGUCCACUACGACACAACCCAAAACGCGUCACGGCUCUGCUCGGCCGCCGGCGUCUGGGCCAACAAAUCGGACUACUCCCAUUGUGUUCCACUCUUCGAGGUGGAAAGGCCGAUAGAUGGAACUACCUUGUACUACAUAGGAUAUGGAAUGUCUCUAUGCGCCCUGAGCAUCGCCUUGUGGAUCUUCAUCUACUACAAGGAGCUGCGCUGUCUACGGAACACUAUCCACGUCAACCUCAUGGUCACCUACUUCCUUAUAUCCAUCACCUGGAUGACCACGGCAACGCUGCAGUCUGUACCUUCACCUGCGUACCAUAAGAGUGCCUGCUUCAUGUACGUCGUGCUCACUUACCUGAUGGGCACCAACUUCUUCUGGAUGUUCGUCGAAGGCCUGUACCUGUUCAUAUUGGUAGUGAAGACAUUCUCCGUGGAAAUGGUUCGUGUUCAUGUCUACGCAGCCAUCGGCUGGGGAAUACCUCUAGUCGUCGUGUCAGUAUGGGCUGUCACGAAGGCAUACCUGAGCCCCAACCACAAUGAUCCGAACCUGUCUGGAGGCAUGUGCAUAUGGCAGCUGAAGGACAUCUACGACUGCAUAUUCAUUGGACCAGUGAUUCUGGUCCUACUGACAAACAUAUUCUUCCUCAGCCACAUCAUGUGGGUGCUGAUCACCAAGCUGCGUGCAGCAACAUCGGUGGAAUCACAGCAGUACCGGAAAGCGGCUAAGGCACUGCUCGUGUUGAUCCCUCUACUGGGCGUCAGCUACAUUCUGGUUAUCUGGACGCCUCAGCACAAGACGGCCAGGGUCAUCUUUACCUAUCUGCAAAUUACACUGCUCUCCACUCAGGGUUUCACGGUGGCCGUGCUGUACUGCUUCCUGAAUGGCGAGGUCCGAAACUCUGUGCGUCACCACCUGGAGCGGUGGAAGACAAUGCGCGCCCUACGCCACGGGAGUGACCGGUGCCGCCAGGCAUUCGGCUAUGGCCGCUCGCAGAAGCCGCUGGCUAUGCAGCGCGGAAGCUGCGUCAGUUUCACCACCACCACGACCACUACGUGCCUGCCGUCGACGGGCAGCCGCUUCACGUCGCAACAAAGCAAGCGGCCUAGCAACGGCUCGUACGCGCAGCUCCCCUUCACCGACAAUCCUGUUUAAACGGGAUGAAAGACUGGCAGAUUCGUUAUCAGCUGUAGGCUCGGACGAGGGCUGGCGCUUUUCUUUUGCAGGGUUCACGUGAGUCCUUCGAUGACACGGCAAAAAAAGUUCUUUGCCUAUAAAUGGCUAAGCUUAUUUUUCUCUUUUUCGCAUAAACGUUGGUAAGAACAGACAGCCAUCAGCCGUCGCUCUUGGAAAUCUGCAGCCCUCUGUUUGCUUUAGGCACGCACGUAAUUCUCCAAAAAGUACAUUUUAAAACAAAAUUAGUCCUUCAGAAAGAGGAGCUGCCCAUCAUUUUAGCGCUCCGUUGAAGGUACGAAAUGUGAAUUUGCUGUUCUGACAGAGUUCUGACGUUUAAAUUGUCAACUCAGGCUAUAUUUUACUCGCUCAUUUACGUGGAAGGUGCCACAAGUUUCUCGCACACUUGCCGUACAAUGUGUGCGCGUACCCGCCUUUUCUAUUCUGUCCGGUAACGUUUUUUUUUUCUUCUUCGCCGAAAAGUUCCGCAGUUCCGUUCCUCUGGAGCACUUUAAUGUUAAGGCAACCAGCAUUACGCGGUAUCCAAGUGGCUCUACAAUAAGCAAACCUCUUUUUUGAUGCUUAACGUUGAUUUCCCCCUCACAAUUUAUUCUAUAUGUGGAAACUACAGUUAUAGACAAUAGUGGAGACCCGAACACAUUGCUGUAACGCCAGAUCUUUGAAUGCAUGUCUGUGAAGCUGCUAUUGGUAUUACCUGAUGUAUCGUUCCUGCAUAGCCUGAGAGGCCUAAAUUAGAAUAAUACGCCAAAUACUUUCAGUAUUUUGGCAGGUAAGAAGCAAAACAACGGGUUUGUGGUUCAUGAUUCAACUCAUAAGGCCGCUAGGCCAUAUGGAACCGACACAGGGAUGAUGAAAGUACGAUACGACAAUAAUGGAGAGUGAUUGUUUUUCUUGUGAUAUAAAUUUGUAUGUGCAACUUUGAAUUUUGCUGAUUUGCAAGUUCAGCGAUUCGGUUUAUUGUUAAAAGCCGGUGGUGUCGGCACAAGCGGUACGAAAUCACACGCUUUUGAAAAUAAUCUCCUUUCUUCAGACGGAAGCGUCGUUGCAGGUUAACAUGUUGGCCCACCUACGAACGAACAUAUUGCAAACAGCGCGCAAGCACUCUGUCAUGGAUGUAGUCAGUGAAUAACAUUUACCAUAUUUAUUGAACAAAAGAGUCACUAAACAGUUACGUUCGCAAGCUCGUACAAUGUCCUGCGUGAAGAAUAGUUUAUUAUACAUGGACAUUUACCAACUAGCCUUGCAUAGGGUUCGCAUUGGGAGGCAGCUAAAAAAAGUUAUUUUCUCCACGUGAAUGAACUAAAAAACCCUGCUUUCCCUAGAAGACAUCUUUAGAUUUUUUUACGGAAACUCAUAUGAAGUAAAUGUUUGGAACAUGAAAUCUAUUAUGCGCACUUAGAGGAAAACGCUGCUAAAAUAAAAAUAUUAGACAUGACGAAGGCCGAGUAGUGAUUUAUCUCCCCGGCCUAGGCUGAAGAUCACUUUUUUCUAUUGGGACGCUUGCGCAAACUCUUGGCUACACCUUCACCGGCAGAAUAAAGCAAAUGUACUCUUGCGCUACAUUUUAAAAACAUAUCACAGAUCACGCAAACGAGCUAUUAUGCUCUGUUGCGUUUGACCAGGCCUUGGUGUAAAGCAUAUACCAGAAAUAAAAAGAGUGCAAACUUUGCUUCAUGCGAUGAUGACGGUCUUAGCAACAUUCGCUUGGUAUCUCAGCAUAUAUCAGUGCUGAAAACAAAUUUACCCAACAGCUGCAACUUCAGGACGUUACUCUCAGAACGCUAUAUUAGGUCAACCGGCUAAGCAGUCUUCUUUACCUAGUCGCCGAGUUGAACUAGUCUUCUCAUUGAAGAUUGGCAUCCAAGAGACCGCACUGACUUCUUGCAAAAGCCAGUGUUAGUAUUAAUGCGUCUAUGCUCGAGUGGAACGAUGAAAGUUAUACCGUGCCCUGAAAUUCCUCAUUAUUACGAGUAGACACUGAAAAGAAAGUGUACUGACUAAGUAAAUACACUGGGCACAUUUCUUGAGAUGUCGUUCGGGGGGACGUGGGCAUACAUUGGGAAAACAAAUUUUCGUCAUCAUUUAUACAUCUAUAGCUGAGCACAUCAGUAUUUUCAUUCGAUCGCCAAGAAAAAAACAGACAGCUACAUAGAAACAGGGUACUGUAGAUGAUUUAGAUACGCAGUGUCAUGUGGCGAUGCUUUUCUCAUUUUCAAGAGCAUUUACUGUACAAAGGCAUGAAGACACGUUGACGGCGGCAAGGAGAAAUUUGUCUGGAUGCCGCCCACGAGUUGACCUUUUGCCGCCCGAGGCGUGACGUUGUUCUCCGUCGUCAUUGACCUACUUACGCUCUGUUAAGUGUCGGUAGUGUAAAUUGUACGUUGAAGUGUGUGUUGCUGCCAAAUUUCACAGCAGCCAGUAGUUUCAUAGCAGCAAUGAAGAGCGCUCAUAUAAGGUACAACGGCGUGAAUGUUGCUCCUCAUCCUGGUGCUCUAUGGUCAUGCGUAAUGCUUUCAAGGGAAGCUCGAGCUCAGAGCCAUCAGCAAAUUCUCUAUUAAAUACACGCAAAAGAUACUUUAAUAAAACAACCUCUUGACCGACUCGAAUGAAAUUUGUGGUAUUUUAGAGAGAACUUUAUAUUCUAUCGACUUUAUGGAGCAAUAUUUUGAUUUAGAACUUUAUAUUUGUGACAAGUAUUGCCGAAAAUUGGUGCUUUUAAAAAAAUAGAAGCAUGAGAUUACAAAUCCGCAACUGUGCAUCGAAAACUGGUAUCGCAGUGUUGUAAACUUUUAUCGGUUAGAACAGGUGAAAUGGACAAGUUAGAUGUAUAAGUUUAUAGUUUACUUGAAUUUUUUUCUAAUGCUUACAACAGUUUUUCAAAAGCGCCACUCACAAAUUAAUUGUAUAUUUGAGAGUCACGCAUUGUACAUAAAAUUUUGGCCGCCUUACUGUCUUAAUAAUUGGUGAAGUUUACGAAAUCGUCAUAUCUUUUGCUACUCUUGUUUUACAGAGUGUUUGUAAACAUGAUGCCUAAGUGUUUUUUUUCUUUAGUUCAGCAGGUUUUAACGAUCUUUGUACCAAAACUGACCACCUAAAUAAAGAUGCUGCUUGCAGUCCUUGUACUUUAACCUUUUUAUUUAAAAACAUCAAACCUUAUCAAAAUCGUUGCAUUGGUUACAGAGAAAAUUGAUUUCUCAGUUGCCAUUUGCUUAGAUAGCAUUAGGAGGGCUCGAGCUAACGCUUCCUCUUGAGCAUAUGCAGAUAGAGCAUACUGACAAAAACCCCUUCGUGUGCUGUGGUAAACUAGACUAUUUUUCAGCCUAGUGAAUGAGUGAAUUAAAAAACUCGUUGAAAAUCUGGGCCCGUAUUCACAAAAAAGUUUGUACGUUAAAAUUAUUUGUAAGAGCAGAUUCUAACCAAUCCGGAUGGUGGACAUAUAAUUACCAAUCCCUCCAUAGUUGUAGGAGUCACUCGUAGAGGGAAACCAACCAACCGACCAAUUAGCGAAUGUGACCGGCUAAUGUCAGAGAACUUGCGAAGGGAAAACUUUGUAAACACGGGCCCAUAGUAUGAUCAUAUUUCAUAAACUGGUUGUUCGCGAACGCACUAAAAAUUGUCGCGCGUGCGUUGUCCGUGCAGUUUAGAAACUUCAGCAUUUCAUCACAAAGCGAACCCCAUUAUAAAAGUUAUUGUACAGGCUUGAUCAUUCAGCCCUAAGCGUCAUUGAUGUUGGACUGAGAAUUUUAUGCUUCCCUGCAUGUCUCUGGAUUUUAAGCGACCGAGCCCCAGGAAAUGUUCAAGCGGGACUCAAUAUAUUGCUUUAUCAAGAUGAUUCGGAAGAUAGUCCUUGCCGUUCUAACCAUGUUGUGAGACAUAUUGUGACACAACAUGGUUUACGAAGGAAGCGACGACACAAUAUAUUGCGAUUACAGCUACUAUUUCGGAUGCAGCAUUUGAAGGCCGACAUAGUGAAAUCAGUAUUACUGUCCUGUGAUUUUCUUGUUCGAAAAUAAUCUGCCGUCGCUCAUGAAAACAGGUCAUAUACAAGCCUUGAUUCGCUUGACGAUGAGACACGCGUUUUGAAAAAAGAAAAAGGCCUUAUUCCGGUAUAUAAACAGAGCACGUUUCAAGAAGUCCCAUUGGGACACGUGUUUAUAUGUGUAUUGUGGUCAAAAAAGAAAUUGAUGCCAGAAACGAUACACUCACCGAACGCAUGGCAUUUCAGGCAUUUGCGUUUCUGUAGACGAUCUAAGUGCAAUUCCGGCAGCGGGAAGGAUUAUCAACCACAUUUCUUAUCUUACUGUACUAUCACAUCUUUUCAUCCUUUCGUCUUUGUUGCCUAAAAAUGUACAGUGCUGAAAUCACUUUGGUGUUUCAAGGAAGCGUCUAAAAUUGUAAAUGUAUUACUAUCAUGCGGUCUAAAAACGCAUGAAUUUUCUGUUUAUAUUUCUUAUUUUGUUAGUGUAGUCGACAAAGUCGAGACUAGGGCUCUACGGCAUCCUUAAAAUGCACAAUGAGCCAAAUAUAUAGUUUAAACCUAGUUACGCGAAACCGAAAUCUAAAAUAUUUAUGAUCCCUGUUUCACAACUGGGCACUCCUGUAAAUAGCACGCUGCAACAUGAGAGAUUACGCAUAUAUUUAUGUCUGAAAUUUGCUCACAUUACGCCUGUCUCUGAAGUGUCGAGGAAAAUACAUGUACCACAUCUCUAUUGAAGUGUAUCACCGUUCGAGAAAUCAUCUGUACUCUGUUUGGCGUCGUGCCAAUAAAGUUUUGUUGUUCUGUU
Messenger RNA from Dermacentor silvarum, 7698 nucleotides. Its product is annotated as diuretic hormone receptor-like. Gene Ontology annotation, molecular function: G protein-coupled peptide receptor activity; peptide hormone binding; diuretic hormone receptor activity. Gene Ontology annotation, biological process: cell surface receptor signaling pathway; adenylate cyclase-modulating G protein-coupled receptor signaling pathway. The coding region runs from base 1214 to 2875 and encodes 553 amino acids. Lineage: Eukaryota; Metazoa; Arthropoda; Arachnida; Ixodida; Ixodidae. The record is from RefSeq and is a predicted model, not a curated record. The transcript is spliced from 13 exons. Gene Ontology annotation, cellular component: plasma membrane.